AUGUCGUGGGAGUUAACACCCUCUCGAUCCUGGUCAUUAGUUAAAUAUGUCGAUCUUCGUCACAAUCCGGUUAGAACAAUUAUAGAUUCUGAUCUUCUCGUAUACUUAUAUCGAGAGCAGCGACUGCUUACAAUUAUGCAUAGGGCUCACGUGGUUGAAAAAAUAUAUCUUUAUGGUAGUCAGUUGACUGUUCUCUAUCGUAAAGCGGCUGUGGUGUUUUCUGUGAAUAUAGCUCCUUCUCAAGUAACGAAGUUUCGAAUACGUCUAUCAGGUGUGGCGGACAGAAUCACGUUCUGUCUUGCAGUUUCUGAGUUUGUCGAAGUUCGCGAAAGUCCUGCGAGUCCAAACGGCUCCCAAACGCAGUUUUCAUCUGGCAGCAGCAGUUAUCCAGAGUACCACAACUUAAGUCAGUCCAGUCUCUCUCAAUCGUCUGUAAUGAGUCUCAGGGAAACGAAAUGCACUAGUCUCACUACCUUUCCAAGGACUUCUUUCGAAAUGGAUGGUCGGAACACUUAUCCGACAUCGAGCUCAUACCAAGGGAGUAGUGAAGAUAUGUUUUCGCGCUCUUCACAGGGUUACUCAGUGGAUGCCCUAUCCUCAAGAUCAUCGCCUAUUCCUUAUGUAUUCUGUGAGAAGCCGGCAGUAAAGGACGCCGAUACACAAACUGAUCCUAUGGACAUAUGCCAGGCUACUCCAGAACAGAUAGAAGCCUUCCUUACUGAACUUUUAAAAGAUCCAUCAUUCCAGAGCUUGGUGAAGAAAAUGCGGAAGGUUCUACCAAAUGUAAAUCGUUCAAACGGCUAA
This is a messenger RNA of Haemonchus placei, 804 nucleotides long. The record is from the annotation of a GenBank genome assembly. Lineage: Eukaryota; Metazoa; Nematoda; Chromadorea; Rhabditida; Trichostrongylidae.